Molecule: messenger RNA, 3067 nt
Organism: Ziziphus jujuba (common jujube)
Lineage: Eukaryota; Viridiplantae; Streptophyta; Magnoliopsida; Rosales; Rhamnaceae
Exons: 2
Coding region: 366-2777 (803 amino acids)
Source: RefSeq, a predicted model, not a curated record
CACAUAAAAACAAGAGUUUGAGCGAAUAGCUGACACCUCUCUAUUCUUUCACGUACCUUUUUGCUGUUCUUCUUCUUUGGAUUUCUCAGAUUUCAGAUCCAGAAUGUCUAAGUAAACGCACUGAGAAAAUAAAAAAACCCACAAAUCCACUUCUCAGAUCAGCCAUUUUAUUCAUUCAAAGAAACCGUUUUGUAUUUGGGCUGGCUAUUUUGCAGCCAUUCUGUUUCUUGCAUUUGGUAGUUUCAACCACCGACACCCGAAAAGAAGUAAACUUUUUUUAUCAUUGCGGAAACUAAAACGCUCAUUAAAACUUAAGAACAGGUUUUUGUGAAACACAUAUAGGUAGAGCCUGAAAGAAAUUCAUCAUGUUCAGGCUAUCUCCUCGACGAAACCAGAGAUCGAAAGGCUUAAAGGUGAAGCAUGCUUUACAGCUAUUUAUUUUGCUGGGUGUGUGCGUCUGGCUGGUUUACCAGAUCAAGCAGUCUCAAGGUAAGAACACACAAUUUGGUGAAACCGCAAAGGUUGGAAAUGAAGUUGUUAAGUUGGGAAGAAAGGACCUUAAUACUCCAGUGGAUGAAACUUCUGUAAGAGAUGUAAGGCACAAGGAAGAUGAGGAAGAAGAAGAAAACAAGCCUGAAGAGAUUGAAAAUGUAAACAGGAAUGAAGAAGAAGAAAACAAGCCUGAAGAGAUUGAAAAUAUGGGUAAAAAUGGUGGAGAAGAUGAGGUGCAUGAAAAUAUUCUGGAGAGAACUGAAGAGGGUACUGAGCAUCAGGGUGAUUCAGUAGAUGUUGAGAAUGUGAGACCAGAGAUUAAGGAGACAGCUAAUGAAGAGAAUGAGAAUGGAGAGAGCAAACAGAAGGAUAAUGAAGGUAAGGAUCAUGAAGAGAGCAAACAGAGCGCAAAUGAACAAAAAGAGGGUGAAGACAACAAUGAGAAGCAGAGUGAAGGCAGCGAGGAUGGGGAAAGCAAAGAGAAGGAGGUUGAUGGAAACAGAGGAGAGAGUCAAGAAAAGGAGAAUGAAGAGAGAAAAGAUGACAGAAUUGAAGAGAAGGAAAAUGUAGAGGGUCAAGGAGAGGCUGAAGAGAAGGAAGCUAAAAUUGAAGAGAAGGUUUUGUCUGAUGAUCAGGUUCAAGAUGGAGGUGACAGAAAUAGUGAGGAGGCUAGAGAAGAACAUUACAAGGGGGAUGAUGCCUCCAGUGCUGUAGUUCAUGAAAUUCAAAAUACAAGAGGUGAAAAUGAGCAAGGUGGCUCGGAAAAUUCCAAUGAGGAGAAGCAGAUUGAAAACAAAGAAAAUCUUGAGUUUGAGCAGCAGAGUAAUACAAAUAGCUCUGAAGCAGUUGAUGUCAACCAAAAUGAGUCAGUUUCAAAUGAAGGAGAAACUGGAACCAUUGAAAGCAAUAAUUCUAAUAAUGCAACAGCCACUAGGAAGGAUGGUAAUGAGAGUAAUCACCCUGAUCAGGACAGUGGUUCCCAUCCUGGUUCAACAGUAGCUACAGAUUCAAAUGAGCAGAAGCAAGUGGACACAAAUUCUGAGAAUAUCAGAGAAGAAACUCUUGGAAACUCUCACCAGAAGGAGAUGGAUACAACACAGAAUCAAAGUGAGAGAGCUGAUGACACAUCUUCUAAGGGAGAUGACUCCACCCCGGAAAAUGUUACACUGCAGCAAACCGAAAAUUCUGAAUCAUCUUCUAACAGCGAGAAACAAGAGUUUGAGAGAACAGCAACCCCUGCUACAGAGAAUGGAGGUCAGUCUAAUGGAGCAUACACAGAUACUUCUGGUACCACGAGUGAAAAUAAUGGUGCUGCCCAGGAGCAACAUUCAAGCAACAACUCUGGAGAUGGAGGAACACAAGAAAGAGUACUAUCAGUAAACACUGAUGAGAAUAAUGCUGACCAAAAGGAACAAGUUGAUUCUUCUGAUUCUUCAUCCCAGCAAGGUAAUGAUGGAUCCUCAAACCAAGAUAACAAUGCUGAUGCACACCAGAACGAGAACCAAAAUACCAUCCAGAGUAACGUGAAUGAGCAUGCAGAUUCAGGUCAAAAAGAAGCAGUUGGUACAUCUGAUGCUACAGUCUUCCAAAAUAAAGAGGAAUCAAACACGAACACUAACACUGAUGCUGGCCAGAAUGUGAAUGAAAGUGUUCAGCAGAAUAAUGCAAAUGACGAAAAAGGUUCAAGUGAAGCCGUUAUCACAUCUGAUUCUGCAGUCUCCCAAGAUAAGGGGGAUUCCUCAAACACGAAUACUAACACUGAUGCUGGCCAAAAUGUGAAUGGGAGUGAACAGAAUAAUGCCAAUGACAACAAAGGUACAAGUGUUACAUCUGAUUCUACAGUCUCCCAAGACAAAGAGGAAUCCUCAAACAAAAACACUAACACCGAUGCUGGCCAGAGUGACAAUGAAAAGGUUGAACAGAACAACACAAAUGACAACAAAGGUGCUAGUGAAACAGCUGUUACGUUGGAUUCUACAGUCUCCCAAGAUAAAGAGGAUUCCUCAAACGCAAAUACCAACACUGAUGCUGGCCAGAAUGAGAAUAAAAAUGUUGAUCAAAGCAACACAAAUGACAACAAAGUUGUAAACCAAGAAGAAAAGGUUGGUGCCCAGAAAGACAACGAAGCAUCCUCAAAUGAAAAUGGCAACGGCAACACUGCCCGAAAUGAUCCAAUCGAUUCUUCGGAAUCUUCAACCCCUCAAGAAGAGCAACAGGCUAGUAACAACUUGGGAACCUUGCCAGAAAGCAAAACUGAAGGCAACAAUAACGAAGCUACAGCGUAGAGACUAUUGCCAAUAAGUUCGAUGUAGCAUUCCUUAUACGACCAUGUCAUUUUGCUUUUUUUUCUUUUUACCCAGAGUGAUCAUUCAAAUCAGUCACGUUCCAUUGUUAUGUGUUUUGAGUGGAUGAUGAUGUCAAAAACCCAAAAAAAAAAAAAAAAAAAAAGUAUCAAGCUGUAAGGUUUAAGUUUUAUAAUAUGUAGACUUCUUUUGAGAUACCAACUUUUCAUGUAGUUUUGAUUGUUUACCACAGUAGACUAUAGUAGAUUAUUAAUAUUAAAUUUUUUACCCUA